AUGCAUCAUCACCUAUCAAUUAUCCAUCUUGACAAACAACCCACUCUCCCAGUACAAAGACUCGUCACUAAGUUUGGAAAGUUCUAUAAAUCGGUUGAUCCUGGAUUAAUCAAAGUAAACCCUUUUAGCGAAAGAUUGAGAAAUGUAGAUGUUAAGAUUCAAGUGGCAGCCAUUGGCGGGCAAACAGCUGUCACCAAAUACACAGUGAAUGUGGAUAUUGACAGUGUCGUGUAUUGGCAUGUUGAAAGUGCAUAUUACAAAUCCUUCAAAAUCAAGAUCGUCACGAACCCUCAAUCGGUAUAUGCAAACUCAGACAAAGCUGCAUUUGCUAUCAAUGAUGUCAAACAAGCCUUAACCAAAAUGGCUCAGACUACACUUUGUUCCGUGGUAGGUGGUCGUAAUCUACAAUCUGUUGUUUUUGAAAGAGAAAGUCUUGCAAUUGAGAUAGCUGAGAUCUUAGAGAAUAUCUCAAAAAUGGGGAAUUCAAAAGCAUUGUCAAGUGCAGCUGAACAGAAACGAUUGGGUGAAGCCAAAGUUAUCGCUGCGCGAGCUGAAGUAGAUGCUGCUCAUCUGAUGCGACAAGCUGCAGAAAUCGAACCAGAUUAUGGCCAAGCAGAGUGA
Molecule: messenger RNA, 621 nt
Organism: Melampsora larici-populina 98AG31
Lineage: Eukaryota; Fungi; Basidiomycota; Pucciniomycetes; Pucciniales; Melampsoraceae
Exons: 8
Coding region: 1-621 (206 amino acids)
Cellular component (GO): plasma membrane
Source: RefSeq, a predicted model, not a curated record